AUGGCAAAGCAGCUCGGUAUGGAGGCCGCCCUCGCCUUGCGGGUGCUGGAAGCGGAUGGAGAUGGCCUAGCGCGCAAGGACAAGGCAAGGGACCUGAUUUCAUUAGCCAUGCAGCAGCUGGAAGAGUCGUCCCAGUUGGCGAACAAGAUCAGAACGGCAGCGCCCAAGUGGACUCGCGGACACGAAAAGACAACGAAGUACAGGGAAGCCAUCGGCUGGGAAUGUAUCGGCUAUCGCCGCCUCUCACUAUGCUAUGCUGCGCUUGGCUCCAUUGACGCAAAUCCACGGACUCGGGAAAGGAUGUUCCACAAGGCCGCAAAGCUUUCCGGCAAAGCGGCGCGUGUGGGCAGCUGCAUGUCCGCCACCGGAUCGAGCGUCCUCCCAAUGUGCCAGUUUUUCCGUGGACAUGUGUUUCUUAUGCAAGAGAGCCGUCCAGGGAACAUCGGAAGUCUGCGCGAGGUCAUCGAUGUCGGCGCGGACCUGGACGUCGCGGACCCGGAGGGUUCCACCGCACUGGACCAUGCCGUACUCAGCGGCGAUGCCGAGACGAAGGAGACAGUGCUCAAGGGCCUCCGGAGGCAGCUGGCUCUGUCAGAAGAUGACCUGGCGGACCGGCGCACCGAGGCACGCUUGCGCAAGGCACAUCGCGAGAUCUUGCAGGAAAAGCUGAGACCAGUUCUCUAUGAGCACAGUAAGGACGCCGACUGCAUCAAGGAUCUGCGAAGAGCGUAUGCCGAGACGCUCGCCGCCGACCCCGAGAAGCGUGCCCUGUUUGACCAUCUGAAGUUCAUGCGGUACACAGACUUCAAGUGGUUCGGAAGACUGCCGCAUUCCAGUGACGGCCUUGCGCAGGCUUUUGUAUCGGAACAUCUGGGCGGAUCUAAAGACGACACGAACUCGGAUGCUCUCAUCUUCUUCUCCUACCGGUGGAUUAAUCAGGACCCGGACCGUAACACCCCCGACGGCGCCAUCAACACGCAGUACCGGCGGAUGAUUGAUGCUGCCGAGCUUUUUCUGGAGCAGAACCCUUCGGUCAGAGCGGAACGGCUAGGUGUCUGGAUGGACUUUGCCUGUGUCGACCAGGACAAUCCCGCGACGGGCGUGUCGGCACUCCCCAUCGUCACACUGUGUGACGCGGUUUUCAGCCUGGUCGACGACAUGUACUACGAGCGUGCUGGGUGCUGCGUCGAGGCCAAGAUGAUAUCGGAACUUACUCCUGAGAGGAGAUUUCCGGCGCCAUUUUUCUAUCAGGUUCAAACCGUACACCGAUGGUAUGAACACAUCCCGGCACCAGAGCCGAGUGGGCACGGCGGGCAAAAAUGGAUUCUGCAGCCUGCAAGACGAGGGGGGCUGCCCCUGAGGAAUAAGAAGCUCACGUUUGAGCGUGACCGGCCUAAAACUGUCCUCAAGAACCUCAAGUCCUUAUGUGGCUCGGGUUAG
Molecule: messenger RNA, 1440 nt
Organism: Chaetomium strumarium
Lineage: Eukaryota; Fungi; Ascomycota; Sordariomycetes; Sordariales; Chaetomiaceae
Exons: 5
Coding region: 1-1440 (479 amino acids)
Source: RefSeq, a predicted model, not a curated record